UAAACUCGGUCAGGAUCAGGAGCUGUCGUGCACGAGUCGCAGAGCGCGCGCGUGUUUCCUGGCAGCGGAGCGGUUCUCUCCUCCAGAACCUGCAGCCACCAUGAGCGAGACCAGAACCUUCAAGUUCAAGAAGAUCUUCCGGACCUCCAAGUCCAAGUCUCAGGGGAAAGAGGAUGAGGAGAAGCGGGAGAGUUCCCAGAGCGACCCUGCAAAAGCGUCAUCACCACCCACGAGCCCGAGGGAGAAGAACAAGGAGGAGAAGAAGACGAAAAGGUUCGGCUCGUGGCGCUCCAAAAAGAAACCAUCCUCUGAGACCUCCAGCUUCCAGAACUUCAGGAACAGCGAGCAGAUUGACUUCACUAACAGCCACAUGAGUUUCGAUCAGAUGAGCGUCCAGACGGAGGACUUCACGAUGAGCGACGGCUGGUCCGCUGCGCCGUCCGAGUGCACGUCUGUCAUCAGCCUCGACCUGUCUCUCCUGGAGCCCGUCUCACCCACACGGCUUCACAGGAAGAAUUCCGAGGAAAGAGGUGGUGGCGUGCUGAGCCGGGUGACCACAUUCUUCUCGAGGAAGCGACGGAGCAGGACAUCAUCAGACGGGACAGAGGAAAACGUCUCGCCUAUUCUAAGCCCCAGCCAGUCGUCAGGUUUGAAGCAGACGUCCACGGAGGGAGAAAAGGUCGAGCAGGGUUUCUUCUCCGAUAAAGGAAGCCCGAGCACACAGAGCGUGGCCUCCAUCGUCGCAGAUGGAGGCGACCUUCCGUUCGCGGAUAGCGACAGCAGCAGCAGCGUGAGAAACCUAGUAGUGACGACGAAGAGCAAAGACCAACAGGAUACAACGGAGACACUGGUGGUGGAGGCGAGCAAGAAGCUCCAGGUGUUUCUGGAGGAGAUCAGCGUCACCGACGAAGGCCCAGAGAGACAGAUCACACAAACGAUUAAGAAAUGCACGGAGAUUACGGUAAAGGACAGCUCCGGACCUAAAUCUCCAGACCUCAAGAAGACCGCUCUGAAACCGGUUGUGCGAGGAAAAGGGAAUUAUAGCGCUCUCACCGGCGUGACGCUGAGCUCCAAGUCCAGGAGCGAGUCGAGCUCUUCGGAUCAGGGCAGCACUGAGAGCAUGGGGAAGAAAACGUCGAGCCGGAGGAGAUCACGCAAGCUGAGCAGCGGCUCUCAAGAGCCCUUAAGCCCUUCGAAACUCACGUCCCCUGAGGCGGAGAACGGGUCGGCUGCGGCCUCGCCCUCGCCCUCACCCUCGCCUGUACAGAUUCACAAAGCCGUGUGGGUGGAAACGCACCUGGAGGAAGAAGGGAGCGAGAGCAGUUCGCUCGGUCGGGUCACGCCCGUUCAACAAAGCCCCGUGCUGCCCCUCAGGGCUGCAGUCCUCGCUCAGGAAGCGCAGGAUUCCGGCUCGGAUUCGUCUGUUUAUCAUGACGCUCUGGACGUAAAGACGGACGAAGAACCAGUCUCUUCAGAGGAGAAUAAAGCUGAGAAACGGAGGAGCGUCAAACUUUCCAAGAGUGAGAAGUUCUUCGCCAAGAGAGUGUGGCUGAACUCGCAGUCGAGUUUGGACGGAGAACAAGAAGACACGAGCACACGCGCAGAUGGAAAUUCCCAGAGCAAACAGAAAUCUGAAGUCAGAAUUCUGCCAAGCCUCAAGAACGUCAGUGUGGAAAUUAAAAAGCCUGACCAGCAGUCAUACGACUCUGUAAACGAAAGCGGGGAUGCAUCCGUAAAGGAGGAGGCGAACACACAACAGCAGCUUGAUGCUGCUGAUAACAAUGUAGAGAGGCCCUCAGAGCUUCCUAAUAACAUCCCAGAUCCCAGAGAGGACUCGCCAGAAAUGCCUGGACACAAAGGACCGGUCAGAGUCCCGAGUUCAGAGGUUAGCAAUCAGCAGACCUCGACUUCAGCGUCCAAACGUGUGGACAAAGCAAGCAGUGGAACAAACGGAGCGGCUACUGGAAAGGGUCCAGCUCUGCCAGUGGCACCAAAGACAAAAGCCAGUGUGGGUCGGGUUACAAGCCAUGCAGAGGCCACAAAAGAGGAAAGCACAAAAAAGCCUGCGCAAAAUAGCACAGAGAAAAAGCAAAGUAAAUCUCCAACUACAAAAGAGCAGCCUGGUGUGCUCGCUAAGCCUACAGACAAGUCAAAAAUCCCAAAGAAAACACCUCCUCCUGCAGUUCCUCCAAAACCAAGCAAAGCGCUCCACGCAGGCACGUCACCCGAUGCGUCAGUUUCCUCUUCGGUUCAGACACGUGAGACGGCGCAGGCUGAGAGAAGUAAAUCCAGCUCGAGUAACAGUGCAACAAAACCCCAGUCACUACCAUCACCGCCUGGUAAAAGUGAGACUGUUAAGGAAGACGGAACGGUGGCUGGAGGAGAGAUAGAACCGAGUCAAACACCUAAACCUUCUCAUACCAAAGAACCGAAGAAAGGAAAGGACUCAAAAGGCAUAAAGGCCGAGGAGAAAACGGAGCAGCCGUCAUCUCCUCGUGGUUUAGAAGAAACUAAGGAAAUGAGUGACGCUAAAGAAGGUGUGAAGUCAAAAACACAGCCACAAACUCCUACUGACAAAUCUCCCAAGAGUAAACCAGUGAAAGUCUCAGUUAGUAAGAGCUCUAAAGUUGUCAACAAAACUGAAACUGAUAGCAAGCCUCACACUUCUUCAGAGGCAGAGCAACCAGAAAAGAGCAGCACAAAGGACAAGGCUGCAAACGAACCACGAGUCACUGGGCCAAAGAGUCCAAAAAAGCCCAAGGCUGAAGCAUCACCAACAGGAAGCAAGCUGCCUCGCCUGACUCCGCCUAGCGCUCCAAAACGGCCCACAGAGGACGAAUUUGAUUACGGAGAGGAUGAGUCACUCAAGCAGCCCUCGCUUUCUGAUGCCAGGCCAGAGAACAAUGAUUCAUCCUUAGUCAACGGUCCUCUUAGCCCUGCUGAACGUGACCAAGCUGCUGGGAACGCUGUGGUGAAGCCUUCACCAGAAACCAAACCCUUGCCACAUCUGAAACGUCCGACUAAACUUAAAUCCAGAAAAGAGGUGGAAAAAGUGAAAUUAGAACUCGCUGCAGACUCUCAGACUACAGUACAAGUGUCGGACCAGACCGUGGACAAAGCAGAAGAAAAGCAGAGUGUGAGCGUGGAGACCACAGAAAAUAUUAUCAUUGCCCGAGAAACGUCAGCUCGAGUGUCUGAAGUGAACAAGAACAAGGCCAGCGUGUCUCACGUCGAGGAUCAGGGCGUGAACCUGGAAAAAGAGAUGCAGAGUGCGAGUGUGGAGAUCACGGAGCCUACAGCAGGCUGGAAAACUUCACCUGAAGCACUUGAACAGGAAAUGGAUGUAGCCAAAAUAGAGGAGGCCCUGGAUGUGACCGUGACGGCCACUGAACAUACUGUAGAUAUAAAAUCCCCACCUGAAGCAGCUGAAAAGGAAAAGGACCAGGCUGCAGCAGACUCCGAAACUCCAGCUCAGAUGACUAAACGGGAAACGGACAAGCCUGAAACGGUGCCAGGUGUGGACGAUAAGAUCGAGGAUCAUAAAACAGAUUUAAAAUUAACUCAAGAGACUGAACAGAAAACAGACAAGGCUGAAACGGUGCCAAGUGUGGAUAAUCAGACCGAGGACCAUAAAACAAGCAUAAAAUUAACUCGGGAGGCUGAACAGAAACCAGUAAAAGCUGAAGAGACGACAGCUUUGAAAAAUCCACCUGAAAUCUCUGUAAAGGAAGCGCAGGAUGUGCAAAACGCAGAGCAUACAACAGAGUUAAAGACGUCAACUGAAGGGUCUGAAAGCAAAGCUGAAAAAGUGCAAAGUACGGAAAAGUCCAAGGAUCGUGGUGUAGAUCAGGUGCCUGAACAGAACAAAGACGAAGCUGAAGAAUUGCCUAAAGCGGACAUUAAAGCUGUGGAGAGUAAAACAGACUUAAAAUCUCAACCUACAGUAUCUAAACGGAAAGCAAAGAAGCGUGAAGAAGAAGCGAACCAAACUUCAAGUCAAGCAUCUAAACAGGAAGUGGACAAAGCUAACAAGAUGCAGGACGUGAGCGUGAAAUCUGAAGCGCGUAAGGAAAACUCGAAUGCUCCUGAUCAAGUGAGUACUGAAAAGAUCGCAAAACCAGAAGCAGGGUUUGAUGACUCUCAACUUGCAAAACCACUGGAUGUCGGUCCGCCUAACGUAAAAGCAGAUCUUAUCAGUAAAGAAACUCUCCCAGUCACAGAUGAGGAGAAACUAACUCCUGAAACAGUGGGUGAAAUGUCAGUCAAACCAACAGUGAGCAUCCACGAGGAGACCAAAGACCUCAAGGCUGGAAGCGUUCAGCAAUCUGACGCCGCACAGGAUGCAUCAAAAUCCGAGACAGAACAACAAACCAACAUGGCGAUGAACGGUCUUGCAGGAAACGCCCUGUCUAAAACCACAGAGGAAGCUGGUCACAAGGAGGCUGAAGUUCCUGCGUCUGCUCAAGACCACAAGGAUGAAUCGAAAGUCUUUAGAUCAUCCAAAACAGAAGUACCAGCCGUAGCACAUGAUGCAGUUAAAUCACCAGCCUCAGAGUCUGUCGAGGAAGAUGUCAAAAUGAGACCUGUUGGCAAGAUGGAACUGGAACAUCUUCCGAAUGAAAUCCUCGGUCCUGAUCAGAAACCUGGAGUUGUGAAAGCUGAGCUGCCAAAAGGUACAGAGAAAGUGACCUUCCAAAUGGAGAAGACGACUGAGGUUCAAAAAACCAGCACCGCCAGCGAGAAACAAAAACCUGACGCCUUGAAAUCUCAGAAUUCACCCAACUCUGAGAAACUACCAAGUACUAACGCUCCAAAAAUGACAGCUCAGGACUUUCUUCUGGUCUCUAAAAACCUCUCAAAAAAUGAAUCUCCAUCUAGCUGGCUGGAUGUGGACCAAGGUUUUGAGAAGAAACAAAAUAAGAUGGAGAGGAAAAUGGACUGUUCGGCAAGUGAUGAAAACCUCCAGGACAACUCUGACGAUUCAGAAGACUUCAUACGCAAAAUCAAAGAACUCUGCUCUCCUUUCUCUUUUCCUCCUAAAAAGCAUGGCCAGUCCAGGAUGAUUUCGCCUCCGUUUGCCAUGCCUGCUAUUAAAGAAGAUCGCUUUGAGAGAACCUUUGAUCCUGAGGAGUUUAAGUUUGGGAUUAGGAAAACCACGGGCCCAAAAGAUCCAUCUCCAGCCAUGAUGAUCAAGAAGAAAAGUGGAGACCUGAGGGAUAAACAGCUUCUGAAACGCAAAGGAACUGAAGGUAGUUUGAUAUUUAAAGCACUGGCUUCCAGACGGGGACAAGAAAAAAAUGAAGAGGAAAAGACGACGGAGAAUGGGGAAGAUCAGGGUAAUGCUGAAAGUUCUGGAAAGGUUCCUUCACGAUUAGAGAGAAUGUCCAUCCUGUCAAACCUUGUGAAGCCUUCCAAGAACUUGAGGAGGCCUCAAACCCAGCCUGAAGCUGUUUCAAACGGGACCACAUCUCUCACGGCGUCCCAACAAGUUCCGACACCUGGAGGCACGAACAGUGUGACUACGUCUGAUGAUGUGCCUCCAGAACGGGUGGACGGGAACUUGACGCAUCUUGAGACGCGUUCUGGUGAUUCAUCGAAGAGCCCACUCGCUCCUCCUCCCCUUCCUACCUUUUCAGAAGUCAAGCUUCCUGAUUUUCUGGAGAAGUACCUGAAAAAGGAUCAACAACCCCCCACUUCAGGUAGCUCUCAAAACCCAGAAACGCCUUCCCUGAUCCCUGCAAAGCAGACAGAGGUCCGCUCUGGAGUCCCAGACACAAGUACAGAUCUGAAGAAGUUACCAGAGCCACCAGCACCAAUCUUUCCACCAAAACCACAAGAGCAACAAACCAAACUACGGCCACCUACACACACUCAGGUAACAGUAAGAGGCUUUCACAAGCGGCCUGGAAAGCUGGUCAUCUUCCAGCAAGCCCAGUUUGGCGGCGAGGCGUACGAGGUGUUCAGGGACAUAGACGACGCCACGGCAUUACAGCUGUCCCCUGUGAUCUCUCUGAAAGCCAUCAGAGGAUGUUGGCUGCUUUAUGAAAAACCAGGAUUCCAGGGACGGACCGUCGCUCUAGAGGAAGGCCCAACGGAAUUGAUGAACGAGUGGGAGGAGCCAGAACCGAACCAGGAAGUGGGGCCAGAUGGGAUUCCCAUUCCGACUAAACCAAUGGUGAUUGGUUCCAUUCGUCUGGCCGUGAGGGACUACAGCCUGCCCAUGAUUGAGAUCUUCUCAGAACCGAACGGAAUGGGCCGGCUGUCCUCGUUCUCUGAUGAAGUGAUUGAGCUCGGCUCCUUCGGACGUCCGUACAGUGCCGGAUCCAUCAAGGUCUGCUCCGGAGUUUGGCUCGUCUUCAGUGAUCCAGAUUUCCAGGGCUUGUUUACGGUCUUGACUGUGGGAGAGUAUCCGUGUCCGGAGUCGUGGGGUUUUCCCAAUCCCUUCGUCGGAUCUUUACGUCCUCUGAAGAUGGGUGGCAUCAAAGUGGAAAAUCCCCACGAAGUGCGGGCCGUGGCGUAUGCGGAGCCUCUGUUCCAGGGCGCCUGUGUGGAGAUCGAUGCGGGAGUUUACGACGUCUCUGAGGAAGAUGAGCAGAAGGAGGAGAACGGCGAUGACAGAGAGAACGCAGUCCAGAAGAAGAAACCGAUAGUGAUCGGCUCUCUGAAGAUCCUCAGCGGCCUAUGGGUGGGCUACACAGAGCCAGGGUUCGAGGGUCGUCAGUACGUGUUGGAGGAGGGUGAAUAUGUCGACUGCUCUGACUGGGAAGGUUUUGGGGACACGCUGCGCUCGCUCCGCCCCAUACACUCGGACUUUGUGUCUCCUCACCUGAAGCUGUUCAGUGAGCGUGAUUUCGGUGAGAGGAGUGUGAACGCUGACCUGCUUGUCCCCAUCAUGGCCAUGGAGGAGACAGCGUAUGGCAACAAAUCGCAGUCCGCGGAGGUCCUGUCCGGAGUAUGGCUGCUGUUUGAGAACCCUGUGUUCUCCGGUGAGGUGUACGUGCUGGAGAAAGGGCUCUACUCGAGUCCAGAGGAUUGGGGAGCUCGCAAUCACAAGAUCUCUUCCAUCCAACCCGUGUUUCUGGAUCAGAUGGCUGGACUGCCGCGGUUUAAGGUGCAGUUGUUCUCGGAGCCCGAGUUUCUCGGUGAUGAUCUGGUUCUGGAGGAGAGUUCUCCGUUCCUGCCGGCCGGAUUCUGCCCUCGGUCGUGUAAAGUCCUUGCUGGGAGCUGGGUGGCAUUUGAAGGGCCUCAGUUCACAGAGAACAUGUACGUGCUGGAGGAAGGAGAUUACUGUAACACUGCCGCGAUGGGCGGAGUCACCACUGACUGCACCAUCCAAUCACUGCACACCAUCGGCCAUGAGUUUUCUCUUCCCUCCAUCACUCUGUUCUGUAAGCCGUGCUUCAGGGGGCGGAAGGUUGUCUUGACGCACAGCUCCAACAGCCUAUCACUGAGCGGGAUUGAUGGGCGGAGCCAGUCUGUGGUGGUGAACGGAGGAAUGUGGGUAUUAUAUGAAGGGAAGAACUUUCACGGUCGUCAGCUCUUACUGCAGCCCAGUGAAAUCGGCGACUGGAUGAAGUUCAGCGGCUGGAAGCAGAUCGGAUCUCUGCGGCCGUUGGUACAGAAGCCUGUGUAUUUCCGGCUGCGCAGUGCUGAGACGGGCUGUGUGAUGUCUCUCUCCGGGACGCUGGACGACAUCAAGCUGCUGCGACUGCAGGUUCUGGAGGAGAACGGAGCAGACGAGCAGGUGUGGCUUUACCAGGACGGCCUGCUGCACUGCAAGCUGGUGGAGGACUGCUGUUUGGAGCCCGCGGCGGGGAUGGUGAUGCCCGGCUGUCGUCUCAACAUCUCCCCUGAACACGGGAAAGACUGUCAGUAUUGGAACAUCACAGCUGACGGCCUCAUACGCUCCAACCUCAAACCCGACGUGGUGCUGGAGGUCAAAGGUGGACAGCAGUACGACAAAAACCACGUGAUCCUGAACUCGUUCGAUGAGCAGAAACCCAACCAGAGGUGGACCGUAGAAAUCCUGUGACGUCUAGCGAGGGUUGUGCAAUAGCCUCUUCUCAGAGUGGGCCCUGUGGUGCAGCUCCACCAGGAGGACUAACACGUCUAUGAGGUCAUUAAAGUCUGCGCUGUUGGUCCUGGAGCCAGGACGCGACCCAUCUAUCUGUCUCAGAUCCCUGAAGAACAUUCUGGAUUUAAAAUGAGUCAUGGUGUAAUGCUACAGAGUGACCAGAGGAGGUGCUGUAACACCACAGAUCUUUCCAGCGUUAAGAGUGUGAACUGAACAUCACUUACCUUUAAAGUGCCUGAGUUUUAUUCUCUGCUCUUCUUGUUGUACAUUUUCUUCUUUUGAAAAGCUGUAAAGUGUGUUUUUUUUUAUUAAGAAUAAAGUUUCAUUCCUGCCUCUGUC
Messenger RNA from Neoarius graeffei (lesser salmon catfish), 8413 nucleotides. It is a transcript of the gene crybg1a, whose product is annotated as crystallin beta-gamma domain containing 1a. Bases 101 to 8032 code for a protein of 2643 amino acids. The transcript has 22 exons. The record is from RefSeq and is a predicted model, not a curated record. Lineage: Eukaryota; Metazoa; Chordata; Actinopteri; Siluriformes; Ariidae.